Molecule: messenger RNA, 405 nt
Organism: Arabis nemorensis
Lineage: Eukaryota; Viridiplantae; Streptophyta; Magnoliopsida; Brassicales; Brassicaceae
Source: the annotation of a GenBank genome assembly
AUGUUUUUUGAGAUCGGGGAAGGUGACGGGAAUACAGCGGUGGUUGGUCGGACUUUACCCCUUGCCAACACUUCGAUCUAUACCCGCGAGCGAGAUGUUGUGAGGACUAGGAUAAUUGACGUCGGAUCUCAGCAAUGGAGAGGGAGAUGGACACAUCACUAUUUUAGCACGGGACUGAGACACAUCAAGUCGGAAUGCAUUGGCGACGAUGCUUUCGCCGGAAGAUUUGACAGGUUCGGCGGUGGCUCGGGUGGAGGAGGAGGGCUCGACCGCAACAAAUCCAUCAUCUCAGGUGGGGGAUUAACGAGAGUCCCCGGAGCAGACGGUGAGGCCAGGAACAAUCGAAUCUCGCACGCGAAGGCCAUGAACGAAGAAACGGAUGAUGUCGGGGAAAAUCUCGGAUGA